AUGACAGCAACAAACAACAACAGCAACUAUAUCGUUUCUGAUGAAAAAGUUAUUGAUUCAUUAGCUAAGGAAUUAGUUGUGGCAGAAACUAAAACCCUCAACGAAAGAAUUGGUGAAAACAAGAUUGAUUUACAUAACUACCUCAAACACGAUGGAGGAAGAGGAAGGAAAACUGGUAUGGCUUUAUUAGUAAAUAAAAUUCAAAAUUUAACUAUUAUAGAUGUCGAUAUCAAUAAAUCGUACAAUGAUGAACUUAAAGAAACGGUUAGAAAAGACAUUCUAUCAAAACUUUCGGAUAAAGAUGUUAUCGUUAAAACCGCUUCAGGAGGUCUUCACAUUUAUUGCAACACUAAUUUCUUCUAUUCAGUUUCGAACAGAAUGAUUAAAUGUUAUUCCUGCAAUGAUUAUGAUAUUGAUAUAAUGACUUCUAUUGAUGAUUCAAAACGUUCAUUAGUGGUUAUGGCUGAUUCAAGAGUUCGAAAGAAUGCAACAGAACCAAUCAAUACAUACUCAUUCAUUCGUGGAAGUUAUGAUUCAACAUUAACUAGAACAGUGAAUGAUAUAUUAAAUGAUUUGAAUAUUAAGGUAAGAGUUGAACAAAAGAACGAAGAAAUAAAGACUAUCAUGAAUGAAAACAAAGAUGUAAACAUUGACGAUAAACUUGCCCAGAGCAUAGUUGAUGGCAUCUGUGAUUUUGAAGUACAUAAUGACGGUGGAAACAUGAAUUUAGAAAAAGAAGUUACAUUAUUCACACUGUUUCAAGCUAUUAAUUCGUUACCUAAUCAUUUAAUUAAUGAAGCCUACGAUAACGUUUAUAACUUCUGCAGUUUAACAGAAAAUGCAAAAAGUAAUUUUGAAAAAGCACGUGGUAGAUAUGCACAUUUAAUGACUUCUCCAUUUGUUUUGGUGAAGAUUCUAAAACUAUAUCAAAAAGAAUAUUAUGAUGAGUACGUUUUACCUUUAUUACGUAAGCCAAAAAUAACAUUUGAUAUAAAACUUGAUGACUCGUUUUUGAUAACAGAUAUUAGACGCAAGGCUGAAAAUCAUCAGUAUAAAAACAGUUCUGAAGUAAUUGAGGAUUUAUCACGUGUAAUCCGUUUUGUAGAUUGUGGAAACAAAUAUUUCAUUCAAAAGGACUAUAAUAUCCACAACAAAAUGAAUCAAAUAUCAUUCGUUCUUCAAUCAAACAUGAAAGAGUCACUUAAAAUGAUUAAAUUAUUUAAAGAAGAAGGUAAAACAAUAACAGCAUGGGAUGUACUAUUAAAUCAAUUAUCUUCAUUAACCGUUAAGGGUGUUUGCUUUAAAUCUGAUUCCCCAGAUGUUUUCUCAACGUUUCAGGGUUAUAAAUACAACAUUCUCGAAAAGCCUGAUUACUCAAAAA
This is a messenger RNA of Trichomonas vaginalis G3, 1381 nucleotides long. RefSeq names its product Prim-pol domain family. NCBI's taxonomy places the organism in Eukaryota, Parabasalia, Trichomonadida, Trichomonadidae. The record is from RefSeq and is a predicted model, not a curated record. The transcript has a single exon. The annotation marks the transcript as partial.